AUGCUGAAGAACCAAACUCAAAAUUUCAUCUCGCGUAUUUACACUCGACCUAGCUACUUCUUAUAUACUACACCACCAUGGAAACGAAUCAAUCAUUAUUCAUCUCCUUCAACUCAUUGGUUAAGCCAUUGGAAACCAAUCAUCGUUCCCCCUGAUAACCAAGAACCAACACAUUCGUCUUCCAAAUUCAAAAACAACAAGAAAAUUUCCGAUCCUCGAGCAACACACGCACGCGUUAUAAAAUCUCUCACCACAGACAUCGCAUUAUUCAACAAUCUCUUAACACAAUACUUCAACUCAAAACUCCCUCGCUACGCUCUCUCAUUAUUCAUCCAAAUUCCUUCUCCUAACGUAGUUACAUGGACAUCACUUAUCACUGCACAUUGCUACACUAUUCACUCCCUCCAUCAUUUUCUCUCUAUGCUUCGUAAUUCCAUUCUUCCUGUUCAUCGCACUGUCGCCAUGCUUUUCACCACCUGCGGCUCUCUCCAAACCCUCUCCUUUGGUCUCUCCCUUCAUUCUCUCUCCCUUAAACUCUCACUCUGUAACCAUCCUUUUACUGUUUCAUCUCUUGUUAGUUUUUACUCUAAAUGUAAACUUCCUAAUGAUGCAUUCAAGGUGUUUGAUGAAUCUCCCGACAGAGAUAAUGUUUCUUAUUCCGCUAUAGUCAAUGCUUUUGCUCAUAAUUUUUGUUUUUCGGAUGCUCUUUUGAUGUUCGGUAAGAUGAGAUGCGAUGGUUUUGAUUCUACUGUUCAUAGUGUUUCUGGGUCACUACGGGCUGCUGCGAAGCUUGCUGCGUUGGAGCAGUGUAGGAUUAUUCAUGCACAUGCUGUUGUUAUUGGGAUGGAUUCUAAUGUCGUGGUUAGUACUGCUCUUGUUGAUGGGUAUGGUAAAACGGGUGUUGUUGACGAUGCAAGACGGGUUUUUGAGGAUAAUUUGGAUUGGAUGAAUCUUGUGGGUUGGAAUGCUAUGAUGGCUGGUUAUGCACAACAAGGGGAUUUUCAGUCUGUUUUAAAAUUGUUUGAUUCUAUGGAAGGUCGUGGAUUUGUGCCUGAUGAGUAUAGUUUUUUGGCGAUUCUGACAUCAUUGUAUAAUGCUGGGAUGUUUAUGCAUAUUGAUGUGUGGAUGAAUAGGAUGAAAGUGAAUUAUGGUUUGAAACCGACUCUUGAGCAUUAUACAUGUUUGGUGAGUGGAAUGGCCCGUGAUGGAAAAUUGGAGAGUGCAGAGAGGAUAGCUUUGACGAUGCCUUUUCAGCCAGAUGCAGCGGUUUGGCGAGCUUUGCUAUCUGCUUGUGCGUACCAUGGUGCGGUUGAUAAAGCUCAGGUUAUGGCUAGGAGGGUAUUGGAACUAGAACCUAAUGAUGAUUCUGCUUUUGUUAUUGUUGCUAAUAUGUUAUCAGCUGCUGGAAGGUGGAAUGAUGUUGCGGAGUUGAGGAAGAUGAUGAAAGAUAAGAAGGUGAAGAAGAAAGGAGGGAGGAGUUGGAUUGAAGUGCAGGGGAAAGUUCAUGUUUUUAUGGCAGGGGAUUGGAGGCAUGAGAGGUCAGUCGAUAUUUAUCAGAAGUUGGCAGAGCUGAUGGAGGAUAUUGAGAAGUUAGGAUACGUUCCUAUUUGGGACGAGUCGUUGCACAAUGUUGGGGAAGAAAAGAGAAAGGAAGCUCUUUGGUAUCAUAGUGAGAAGUUGGCAGUUGCAUUUGGAUUGUUGUGUGGAUCUGUACCACCGGGUAAGCCAUUAAGGGUUGUCAAGAAUUUGAGGAUAUGUAAAGAUUGUCACGAGGUUUUUAAGUAUAUGACUAGAGUUUUAGAAAGGGAAAUUAUUGUGAGGGACGCCAACAGAUACCAUAGAUUUCUGAAUGGUGUUUGUACUUGUAGAGACAUAUGGUAA
This is a messenger RNA of Medicago truncatula (barrel medic), 1881 nucleotides long. RefSeq names its product putative pentatricopeptide repeat-containing protein At5g52630. The record is from RefSeq and is a predicted model, not a curated record. Gene Ontology annotation, molecular function: protein binding; zinc ion binding; RNA binding. Gene Ontology annotation, biological process: RNA modification. Bases 1 to 1881 code for a protein of 626 amino acids. NCBI's taxonomy places the organism in Eukaryota, Viridiplantae, Streptophyta, Magnoliopsida, Fabales, Fabaceae. The transcript has a single exon.